Messenger RNA from Erigeron canadensis, 2354 nucleotides. RefSeq names its product two-component response regulator ARR1-like. Gene Ontology annotation, molecular function: DNA-binding transcription factor activity; DNA binding. Gene Ontology annotation, biological process: phosphorelay signal transduction system; cytokinin-activated signaling pathway. The record is from RefSeq and is a predicted model, not a curated record. The transcript is spliced from 6 exons. Bases 172 to 1989 code for a protein of 605 amino acids. Lineage: Eukaryota; Viridiplantae; Streptophyta; Magnoliopsida; Asterales; Asteraceae.
UGUAAAAUUCCCCCAUUUCUCUCUCACUUUCUAAAAAGUCAAAACUUUAUUUAUUUAUUCUUUUCCCAACUUCAUAAAAGGUGGAUUGAUUGUAGUAGUAGUACUUUUUAUCAUAUGGGUGUAUGUUUUUCUUUUUGAGGUUCUUGUUGUUGUUUUUCUUCGGAGAAAUCAAUGAAUCUUGGUAGUCAAUUAUUAGUCAACAAAAUGCCUAGUGUUUCCUCCUCCGGCGCCGUAGAUGUCCAUGUCUCCGAUCAGUUUCCGGCUGGUCUGCGUGUCUUAGUUGUUGAUGAUGACAGAACUUGCCUCAUGAUCUUAGAAGGCAUGUUAAAAAAGUGUAAAUAUGAAGUGACGAAAUGCCAGAGAGCUGAAGUUGCCUUAUCGUUAUUAAGGGAAAAUAGAAAUGGAUAUGAUGUGGUGAUUAGUGAUGUUCAUAUGCCUGACAUGGAUGGAUUUAAACUACUUGUACACAUUGGUCUUGAAAUGGACCUUCCCGUUAUCAUGAUGUCAGCUGAUGACAGCCAGAGUGUGGUAAUGAAGGGUGUUACUCACGGGGCGUGCGAUUACUUAAUAAAACCCGUGCGUAUACAGGCAUUGCGUAACAUCUGGCAGCACGUGGUUCGAAAAAAGAAGCAUGGUUGGAAGGAUGUUGAGCCAUCAACUAGUGAUGGUGACCAAUAUCAGAAACAGGCUGGAGAUCCUGGCUAUUCAUCAAAUGAAGGACAAAAUGGUAAAAUCACAAAGAAGAGGAAAGAUGAUGAAGAUGAUGAUGAUGAUGAAGCGGAUGAAAGAGAAGAUUCUUCUUCAUUGAAGAAACCACGUGUUGUUUGGACACAAGAGCUUCAUCAGCAGUUUGUUAAAGCUGUUCAUCAGCUUGGAUUUGAAAAGGCUGUCCCAAAGAAGAUUUUGGACCUCAUGAAUGUUCCCGGACUGACACGAGAAAAUGUCGCCAGCCAUCUUCAGAAAUUUCGUCUCUAUCUUAGAAGACUUAGUGUGUCUCAGCAAUCUGGUGGGAUUAACAACCCGUUUAUGGGUAACCAAGAUGGAGGCUACAGGUCAAUAUCAUCACUUAGUGAGCCUGAACUUCAAGCUCUAGCAGCUAGUGGUCAACUCAGUCAACUCCCUGCUUGUAGUCUUGCAACUCUCCAAGCCACGGCUUUUGGCAGGUCGGGUAACCUGAAAUCUCCUAUUUCCGUGCCCAUAGUUGAUCAAAAAAACAUGUUUAGUUUCGAGAACCCAAAACUAGGAUACGUCCACAGCCAAAACUGGAAUGGGCAAAUUAGUAAUACCAGCAAGCAAACAAAUCCACUUUAUGGAAUUCCCGUAACUAUGGAGCCGAAGCAGCUUGCUGGUUUGCAACGUUCUUUCUCAUGCAUGAAUAGUCAAGUUCUAGUUCCAAUAACCGGUCAAAGUCAAAGUCAUGUCUUGAAACAGCCCGUACUACCCGGUUCUAUAACGUCACAAGCCUCGCCUCUUAUGGAUUAUCCUAUGAGUCACAAAAGGGAGUCAAUUGGGAUUAGUUUUCCUCAUGGGGGAAAUGUGGGAUCUUCACCCAUUAUGUCUGCAUCCAACCUCCAACAAGAGCGGUUUGUUCCAAGUUAUGGUCUUUCAAACAAUGUGAAUCAUAACGAACGGCAAGAUUGGGGUUUACAAGGUGGGAAUAUGACCUUUAACUCUUCUCAACAUACAAAUAACAUGCAAGAAGGAUUGAAUGUACUUCAACAUAAUUUCACUUCUGGUCAAAAUAUGGGGGGUGUUAAGGAAAUUUUCUCGACGGGCGAACGUAUUGGGACCCGUGUUGCCGAUUUUCCCUCACGGGCUAAGGUGGAAAAUGUUGACUAUGUGACCUCUAGUCAAUCAUUUUAUCCUGAAAUAUACCGUCAAGAUGAUCUAACUGCAAUUUUUACACAGAGACGGCAGCAAGAAGCCAUUCUACAGCCAGAAAAUGUAUUUGGGUUUGAUUGGCAUUCUGUGGAUAAUCUCCCUGCAUAAGGAGGGUUUGUACGUUUUGCUUAAACUUUUGGACAUCGUGCAAUCUUGGAUAUAUAUAGUUUACUUCCAACAGAAUUCGUGAAGGUUUAUAGCUUAUUUUCAGUGAUGGAUGAUGAUAACAAUUCAAAAGGGCGAUAUCCAAAGGUAUAUCUGCAUCAAAUCAAAUGAUUUAGGUCGAUUAUGAAAACUUAUAAGAGCGGGGGUGGUUAAACUUUGUGAAUCAGAUUUUUGAGUAUCUUCAGACAUUUGAAGGGUUGUUUUUAGUUUUAGCACGACACUCUUGUUUUUCACUCUUAGAAUCUUCUUCGUUGCUAUUAGAUUUCUGGAUUUGGUUUAUAUAUAUAUGUUAUUAGACCUUGAGAUUA